AUGUCUAUCAUCAACUCUCUCCGUCAAAGGCUUCCGGCCCCUCGUCAGGAUCAGCUUGCCCGUCAGGCUCGCAAACAUGGCGAUCCGUCAGGUGAAAACGGAACUGCUACGUAUGUGCCAUCGGGAGUAACAAAGCUAGCAAGAGAAGCUCCCGCUUGGUACCGCUCGUCUGCCCGACGACGGCUGUACUUUUUGCUGUUCCCUGCUGCUGUGUGCUCCUACGCAACGAGCGGUUACGAUGGCUCCAUGAUGAACGCUCUUCAGACCGUCUCCUAUUUUGACGACUACUUUAACAACCCUCGAGGGGCCGUUUUGGGUCUUAUGAGCGCCAUUAUGGCUCUUGGUAGCAUUUGCUCCACGCCGAUCGCGCCAUGGGUUGCCGACCGGUUCGGACGACGCUGGGGUAUCACCGUCGGCAGCAUCAUCAUGAUUGCUGGUGCUAUUAUUCAAUGCGAGAGCUUCAACUUUGGCAUGUUUGUUGCCAGUAGGUUCAUCUUGGGCUUUGGUCUCUCAUUUGCAACGACAUCUGCGCCUAGUUUGGUCACAGAGCUAUCACAUCCCAAAGACCGAGCAACUAUAACCGCCAUUUGCAAUGUUUGCUGGCUUGUGGGGAGUAUUAUAGCCGCUUGGAUCACCUUUGGCACCAGAAACAUUGAAAGCACUUGGUCAUGGCGAUUGCCAUCACUCUUCCAGAUGAUUCCAAGUGUCGUUCAGCUGGCCACGAUUUGGUUUCUCCCCGAAUCUCCGAGGUGGCUCAUUUCAAAGGAUCGUGAUACUGAGGCUCUAGCUGCCCUGAAGCGUUAUCACGGCGACGGCGAGGAGACGCAUCUGGUCAAACUCGAGUACGAAGAGAUUCGAACAGCCAUUGACAUGGAAAAAGCUGCAGGAAACACGUCGUGGAAGUCUAUGCUCAGCACGCCUGGCAAUCGGUAUAGAGUCUUUCUCGUCUUGUGCAUGGGCUUGAUGAGUCAAUGGUCCGGCAAUGGCCUCAUUUCUUACUAUCUGUCACGCGUCAUGGAUUCGGUCGGCAUCACAAACAAAGACACCCAGGCCCUCGUCAACGGGUUUGUGAAUAUUUGGAACUUUAUACUCGGCCUUACGGGCGCCUUUUUCGUCGACAAAAUUGGACGGCGCCCUCUCUUCCGAAUCUCAACCAUUGGUAUGCUCACAGUCUUCGUUGCGUGGACGAUUGCGUCGGCCAACUUUGCGCAAACCGGCUCCAAAGCCGCUGGAGGAGCAGUCAUGGCGUUUGUAUUUGUAUUUGGUCUGUUUUAUGCCAUUGCAUUCUCUCCACUUGCCGUGGCGUAUUCCGUCGAAAUUUUGCCAUUUUCCCUUCGUGCCAAGGGCAUGGCUACGUACGUCUUUUCGACCAAGGCAGCCGUCUUUGUCAAUCAAUACGUGAAUCCUGUUGGCCUCCAAAACAUUGGCUGGCGAUAUUAUUUGGUCUAUGUUGCCGUCCUGGUUGUGGAGAGUGUAAUUGCGUACGGCUGGUUCGUCGAGACAAAGGGAAAGGCAUUGGAGGAGAUUGCCGUCAUUUUCGAUGGUGAAGAAGCGGCUCCGCUCAGAGAAGAGUUGAAAUUGGGGGAUGCGACGGUGGAAGAGGAAGAGGUUGGUGGACACAAGCGAGGCUGA
Molecule: messenger RNA, 1632 nt
Organism: Pochonia chlamydosporia 170
Lineage: Eukaryota; Fungi; Ascomycota; Sordariomycetes; Hypocreales; Clavicipitaceae
Product: lactose permease
Exons: 5
Coding region: 1-1632 (543 amino acids)
Biological process (GO): carbohydrate transport; transmembrane transport
Cellular component (GO): membrane
Molecular function (GO): carbohydrate:proton symporter activity
Source: RefSeq, a predicted model, not a curated record